CAGUUCUUGUAGCUAUAUUUGAUUAUAGUCUCGUCUCGCGAUAAAUUCCCCGUAGCAUACGAUACAUAAGAGUAGUAAAUGAUGCUCGUGGUAGUGACGCCAAUCUCGAUCCCUCGCCCUCCAAAACCCGCGCCGGGUACCCGACGAUCGCCGGUAAAGAUAUUGGCCGCGGUGGAAAGAGGGGACAGAACUCCUGGGAUUCUGCCGGCCCUUGAUACCCGGUCCUCCCUUGUUCUAGCCCUCGCCUCUCAAGCAUUUUCCCAAACCCAGCGAGUAUUAGGUGAUUUGGUGGGCGAAACUGCGAAGUAUGCGAUUCCGCGGAGAUUUGAACCCCCCCGUAAUUUCGAGGAAGCUUUGAUGGCAGUUCCGGAUCUUGAGACCAUCAGUUUUCGGCUUGUAAAACAAACUGAUCAAUAUGUGAUCAGAGAAGUGGAGCCUUACCAUGUUGCUGAAACAACCAUACCAGGGAAGGAUGGUUUCAACUUUAGUGGCGCUUCUCAAGCAUUCAAUGCAUUAGCUGCAUAUCUAUUUGGCAAGAAUACUUCAAAUAAACAAAUGGAAAUGACUACUCCUGUCUAUACUCGUAAAGUUCGAUCUGAUGGAGAGAGAAUGGACAUGACAGCACCUGUAAUAACUAAGCAGUCAGGUGAGAAGUGGCAGAUGUCAUUUGUGAUGCCCCGCAAGAAUGGAACUAAUUUGCCGUUACCAAAAGAUCCUUCUGUAACGAUCAAGGUGGUUCCUGGGAAAACUGUUGCAGUUUCAGCUUUUUCCGGUUUUUUGACAGACGAAGAUGUGAAACGCCGGGAAUCGAAGCUACGUGAUGCUCUUAAAAAUGACUUUGAAUUCCAAGUGAAAAGAGGCGCGAUGGUUGAAAUAGCGCAGUAUAACCCUCCAUUCACGCUUCCUUUUACACGCCGAAAUGAAAUAUCAUUGGAAGUUGAAAGGAAAGCAUGAUAGAUGACCACUGGUAUAAAUGGAAACUGUACGUAAACUGAACUUCUAUCUCAUACUGAACAUAUUAUUUUGUAGAAAAUAAAUAAAAAUAAAAAUUACGUAAACAGCAUGCUUUUACACGAAGGCUGUAUAUUUGAUGUAUUUUUUUGUGGAGAUGGCAUAUAACUUAAUAUAUUCGAGACUAUUUGAUAGGCCUCUGUGUGCCCUUUUUUUG
Phalaenopsis equestris is the source of this 1168-nucleotide messenger RNA. Its product is annotated as heme-binding-like protein At3g10130, chloroplastic. NCBI's taxonomy places the organism in Eukaryota, Viridiplantae, Streptophyta, Magnoliopsida, Asparagales, Orchidaceae. The record is from RefSeq and is a predicted model, not a curated record. The transcript is spliced from 8 exons. The coding region runs from base 79 to 954 and encodes 291 amino acids.